Cynara cardunculus var. scolymus (artichoke) is the source of this 1823-nucleotide messenger RNA. RefSeq names its product G-box-binding factor 1-like. The transcript is spliced from 12 exons. Lineage: Eukaryota; Viridiplantae; Streptophyta; Magnoliopsida; Asterales; Asteraceae. The coding region runs from base 433 to 1533 and encodes 366 amino acids. The record is from RefSeq and is a predicted model, not a curated record. Gene Ontology annotation, cellular component: nucleus. Gene Ontology annotation, biological process: regulation of DNA-templated transcription. Gene Ontology annotation, molecular function: sequence-specific DNA binding; DNA-binding transcription factor activity.
UUGCCAUCGUCAUGCCUAUCCAGUCUCCCACUGAUAGCUGGAUCCCUCUCAACCCUCACGUGUCGUAUCUCUAACCCUACCCCAACUCCAACCACCACACCGCCAUUCUCCCCCACCACUCUCUCACGGCGGUCGCUCUCCCUUCUUACUCGCAAUUUUUGGUUAUUGGAUAUAGGAACUUGUUGAAUUAACCAAACCGACGAUUUCACCGGUGGGAUCUCCUUCUUUCUCUCUUCCAUAGUUUUGAAAUUUCUCAACGAAAUUGCACAAUUUACUGGAUUCCAUUCGCACUAGUAGGACAGUCGUCUUUCAAUUCGCAUCUCCGUUUAAGGCGGCGGCAGAACAGGUGCUUCUUGGUUAUAUUACAAGGAUAUAAGAAGUCCAAAUCGGUGACAGUUUCUGGCUGCAUAUUGAUAUCUCAUCCUGUAUUUCAUGGGGGCUGGGGAACAAGGCUCACCUGCCAAGCAUUCCAAACCUACUUCAACUCAGGAAACACCUCCACCCUCAUAUCCCGAUUGGUCAAGCUCUAUGCAGGCUUAUUAUGGCUCUGGAGCUGCUCCACCUUUCUUUGCCUCAACUGUUGCUUCUUCAACUCCUCAUCCAUAUAUGUGGGGAGGCCAGCAUCCUAUGAUGCCGCCAUAUGGGACACCGGUUCCAUACCCUGCUCUAUAUCCUCCAGCAGGAGUUUAUGGUCAUCCUAGUAUGCCUAUGACCGCCAGCACCGCACAGCCAAACGCAGAAAUGGAAGCCAAGGCCCCUAAUGGAAAGGAUAGGGUUCCAAACAAAAAGUCCAAGGGUACUUCAGGAAAUGCCAAUGCCAAUGCCAUUGGUGUGAGGACUGGAGAGAGUGGGAAGGCAGCAUCAAGUUCAGGGAAUGAUGGUGCCACCCAAAGUGCUGAAAGUGGAAAUGAUGGUUCAACAGAUGCGAGUGAUGAGGAUGACCAGCAUGAACAUUCUGGAGGCAAGAAGGGAAGCUUCCAUCAGAUGCUUGCAGAUGAUUUCAUUUCUGCAGCGAAUGCACGGAAUAGCAAUUCUGGAUCUAAUGUUCAGACAUCGGUGCCUGGGAAUCCUGUAGUUUCUAUGCCUACUACCAAUCUUAAUAUGGGGAUGGACCUUUGGAACCCAUCAGCUGGAACUGGAUCUAUGAAAAUGCAACCAAAUCAUACCGGUCUCUCACAAACAGUAGUUCCACCACCAAUGGUGGGACGGGAGAACAUGAUGGCUGAUCAGUGGGUUCAGCAGGAUGAACGAGAACUGAAGAGGCAGAAGAGGAAGCAAUCUAAUAGAGAGUCGGCUAGAAGAUCACGACUGCGCAAGCAGGCCGAGUGUGAAGAGCUACAGGCGAGAGUAGAGGUACUAAGCAACGAGAAUCACUCACUUAGGGACGAGCUGCAAAAGCUUUCCGAGGAAUGCGGGAAGCUUACAUCUGAAAAUAAUUCAAUAAAGGAUGAGUUAACUAGGUAUUUUGGACCCGAGGUCGUGUCGAAACUCGACGCACAUCUUCAAUCUCAAACAGACGAAGGUAAAAGCUGACGACAUAGUUGCUUAUUAUUAUACUAUUAGGUCAAAACCCAUUUUCCGAGUCUUCAAAAGGAAUCGACUUUAGGAUUGAUCGAGGAAACACAACAUGUUACGACUCGCAUCUUUUAUGCUUUUUACACACCCAUAACUUUUUUUUAACCACCAUAACUGUAACUUGUCCACCAAAAACUUUCAUAUAUAGAAUAUCUGGUCCUGAUGUUUGUUGUUGUAGGAGUUAGAGAGUUUAUUCAAAUGACCCGAAAUCAAGCGAGAAUUACGCGUUCUCGUUCUCGUUCCCGUUC